AUGACCCCGGAUCCUACCGAUCAGAAUGAUUCGGAUGAGGGCAAGGGCAAGGGCCAGGGCCGUAACAGCGAUUCAGAUCCCAACUUCAAAUCUACGAUUCUCAAGAUGCUUGAAACUGCGGCAACCACGGCGGCAUCAAUUGCCAUUCUAGGCGCGGCCGGAUACUGGUAUCACCAGUACUACAAGUACUUGAUCUUGGACAAGAUGGACAAUGCGUUCAACCCAGGUGAUCCUGCCCUCGAGGUCGCGGGUGUUGUCUCUGGAAAGCACAAGUACCGCCAUGAGGAACAUUGGGUCGUUCGCAACGAGCAACCCAGAAUUGACGAUAUUGUAGCUGGGAAACAAAGUGGCCACUACUAUCUAAUGAUUGGUGAAAAGGGCACGGGCAAGACUUCGAUGCUUUUGGAGGCUAUGCGCAAGAUCAACGGCAACAGCUGUGCGUUGUUCGAAGCGCAUGCUGAUCUCGAAAUCUUCCGAAUUCGACUGGGCAAAGCUUUGGACUACGAGUUCCACGAGGACUAUAUCGGCAGUCUUUUCAGCAUCCGUGGACCAAGAGACACCACGGCUCUCUUGGACAUUGAACGCGCCUUCAACAAGCUAGAGAAAGUGGCUCUCACCAGAAGGCGGGAUGGAUCAACUCCUCUUAUUCUGAUCAUCAACAGUACCCAUUUAGUUCGAGACGACCACGAUGGACAGGAUUUGCUUGAGAUGAUUCAACAGCGUGCCGAGCAAUGGGCUGCUAGUGGUCUCGUCACAACAAUCCUUAACAGCGAUGACUAUUGGGUAUACGAGCGCUUAAAGCGUUAUGCAACCCGCAUGGAAGUCAUUCCCGUGACAGAUCUACCCAAGGACAAGGCGAUGAGUGCUUUGAAGAAAUAUCGCCAGCAAUUCCACAAUGAGACACUUCCAUCUGAGGUCCUCGAGCAAGUCUAUGACAAAGUCGGCGGUCGACUAUCCUUCUUGAACCGCGUGGCCAAGUCUCAGGACAUCACAAGGACUUGCGAUGAGAUCUGUCAAGCCGAGAAAACAUGGUUCCUAAACAAGUGCUGGAUCCUUGGAAUGGAGAUGGAUGAUGAUGUGAUGGACCAGCAGAAGUACGCCUCUGCCGCUAUGGUUCUGGCGAAAGCGCUGGUAGACAAAGAGAAAGCGAUGGAGUCAAACUACCAUGAAGAACAAGGUCACAUCCUGCCAGAAAUCCCGCUCCAUGAAGCGCGUGAGAUCAUGACCCGUGCCGACUUUAUCCAAUCUUAUGAUCACGAAAAUAUCUUCACCAUUGAUUCGCGAGCCAUGGUGCGUGCCGACUCAGUACCCAUGCAGCGUGCCUUCCAAGAAAUAUGCGCUAUCGAGAACUUUGACAAGCACCUGGACGGCACAUUGCAGCGCAUUGGAGACAUUGAAAGUCUUGGCCGUACUCGCGAAUUGACUAUCAAAGAUCUCUGGGACAGCGGCAAGUAUCGCGUUGUUGUACGAGACAACCGCGGACGGGAGAGUGGGACAGUUGAAUUUGCUGUGGCAGAACGCGAAGUCAUCUCGCUCUCCAAAUUUGGCAACCCCAAAAUGCCGACUAAAACUCCCAAGAAGCGAACUGUGUCGUGGAGCGAGAGCACGCGACCCGCGCGCGAGCUUGCGACGACGGCCACUGCACAGACUUCUCGAUUGGCGUGCAUCCCAUCUCUAGCCCGCUUCCUCCUUGUCGUUCUAAGCAGUCUCAUUGUGAGCUCUGUUCUGUUCACACUCACAUCCACCUUCACCGUGGGCGAUCUCGGGCCUAUCAGCAAACACCUCGAAGAAUGGUGGGAGGUGGGGGGCUUGAUAGCCUGGAGGGCUGUGGAAGUCGGAUUAGCCUGGGUUCUAGGAUUUGAUGGUCGUGAUGUGGCAUCGUUCUUAUUUCUGACCCAUCUGCCAACAUAUUCUCUCUUGUCAUUCUUCUACGGCAUCCGCCCGACUUCUGCAUUGAUAGCAUAUGGAGUCACGAUUGUCUCAACGGCGCUUCCAUUCGCCCUCCUGCGCCGGCCCUCGUCCGUCCACAAUCUUUCGCAUACGUCUGCUGAUGCAGUUGCCAAUCGAAACAUUCUACAGGACAAAACUACCACUGUCUUCACAACGCUUCUGGCAACCUCGAUUUUUAGCGUUGUGUUGUACGUCAGCUAUGCGACUUGGCUUCCUACACAGCUGGUCAUUCACUUCGAGGGUCUCCCGGAUAUCAGCGCGGCGCAUGCUGGUCCCGCCGGCUUGCCUGUCCUCUUCCUGACGCUGAUUCCUGCUGGCUGGGCCGCGCGCGACUUUUUAUUUGUCAGCUCCACUGGCUAUUCAACCACUCCCACUGGGUCUGCAAGCUGCUGCGAGGGUGAAUAUUUGGCUGCGUCCAUUUGUCGCAACACUUGGGGUAAACUAACCACAAAGACGCGAGUUUUGGUUUCUCGGUCCAUUAUUCUUGCGCUUGUAGUCCUGAUCAACACAAUUGUUCAAGUGGCUGGCACAAUCAGCGAUGUCUCUGUCGAAGGUGCCGCCACUUGGGGAGCUGUCUGGGCAUUUGCGACGCUGACCGCAGGAGCAACAUUCGGCUGGAUCGAAGCCGUUGAUGGUGUAUGA
Penicillium expansum is the source of this 2592-nucleotide messenger RNA. RefSeq names its product ATP-binding protein. The record is from RefSeq and is a predicted model, not a curated record. NCBI's taxonomy places the organism in Eukaryota, Fungi, Ascomycota, Eurotiomycetes, Eurotiales, Aspergillaceae. Bases 1 to 2592 code for a protein of 863 amino acids. The transcript is spliced from 7 exons.